Schistocerca gregaria is the source of this 6015-nucleotide messenger RNA. Its product is annotated as reversion-inducing cysteine-rich protein with Kazal motifs-like. Gene Ontology annotation, biological process: extracellular matrix organization. Gene Ontology annotation, cellular component: plasma membrane. The record is from RefSeq and is a predicted model, not a curated record. Lineage: Eukaryota; Metazoa; Arthropoda; Insecta; Orthoptera; Acrididae. The transcript has 16 exons. Gene Ontology annotation, molecular function: metalloendopeptidase inhibitor activity; protein binding. Bases 36 to 2954 code for a protein of 972 amino acids.
GCGAGCCGCGCGCAGUAUGCCCUCCGCCAGACACCAUGUGGACGCCGCCGCCGCUGCCGCUGCUCGUCCUCGUCGCGCUGGCUGCCGCCCCUCUCAGGCUACACGCACAAGAGGCCGCCUGCUGUUCCUUAGCCACCGGCUCGUGUCGUUCCGUGUGCCAGGAGGUGUCGCUGGUGAGGAUAGCAGCGGACGCCGAGGAGCGCGAGCGCGCCGUGUCGCGGGUGUCCGCCGUCUGCCCAGACCAGCUGGUUUCCUUCUGGGAAUGUAUGAACAAGACAACUGAAGACAUGGUCCGCGGGGAGGCGUGGUGGGGCCGGGAGUGCUGCGGGCUGCCGCAGUCCGCGGGUUGCCAGCAGGCGUGCGUCACGGCCGCGGCUCGCCACGACCUGGCCGCCAGCUGCCGCCACAGCGACGAGGUCGCCUUCUUCGCCUGCCUCGACCGCCAGCAGGCGGGCGCCGCGUGCUGUGCCGACGCCGCGCCGGAGACCUGCGCCUCUGCGUGCCGCGACGCCUUCCGGGAGUCGGGCGGCGCGGGCGGCGUGUCCGCCGUGGAGCGCACGUGCGCACAGCACAGCCCGCGCGUGCUGGCCUGCGCGCGCAACCACACGGCCGCCGCGCCCGUGCUGCAGCCGCACAAGUAUGUGCCGUGCUGUGAAGCGGCGGAGGACGCGGGGUGCCGGGAGGCGUGCAGGCGGCUCCUGAGGACUCGCGCGCCCGCGGAGGACAUCGUCGACGGCCUGCAAGAGGCCGGCUGCGGGCCGCCACUGCCACAUGACCGACUGUGGCAGUGCUUCCUGCAGCGUCAGCAGGAGCCGGCGGCUGGGGAGGCGGCGGCGGGGGCCGCGCCGGGGCUGGGGGCGGUCGGCGCGGGGGCGGAGGAGGCGGCGUCUUCGCGCAUCGACCGCGCGGGCAUGGACGCCGCCAAGCUCCACUGCUGCGCGCGCGCCGCCUCCGCCGCCUGCCGCCGCCUCUGCUUCCGCACCUACUCCAGCGAGUGGGUGCGCUUCUGGCCGCAGUUCAGCGCCCACUGCCUCGAGGACUCCUCCGAGGUGGCGCUGCUCACCUGCGUCCAGGAAGUGGAGGAGCCGUGCGAGCUGGGCUGCGGCGGGCUGUCGUUCUGCGCGGCUGUGUCGCGGCCGCUGCAGCUGUUCCGCAGCUGCGACGCGCGCGCCGACGCGGCGGCCCGCGCCGCGGUGUCCCUCUGGGCCCGGCGCGGCGCCGCGCCACUGCCGCUCUCCCUGCCGCUCCCCCUGCCGCUGCUGGACGUCCGCGCCUGCCGCCCGCACCUGUGGCGCGCGGUCGCCUGCGCGCUGCACCUCGCUCCCUGCCACGCCAACACGCGCCCCCUCACCAUCUGCAGGGAGGACUGCGAGUCGCUGCUGCAGAGCUGCGUGGACUGGCGUCGCGCCGCACCCGGCCUCUCUCCCGCGGCGGUGUGCGCGCAGCUGUCCGCCGGCGACCGGCCAUGCGUGCCACUAGAGGCGCUGCUGGCGCCAGCGGGCUCCGAGGCGCGGGUGGCGCCACAGGACGCGCUGACAGCGCCUUGUCGCGGCCGGCCGUGCAACCACAGCCGCGCCUGCCUGCCCAACAGGGACUGCGCCGCCGGGCGGCCCUGCCACACGCAUCGCUGCGUGCCAGGGUGCCGGCUGGGGGAGGUGUCGCAGUACGUGGUGCCAGGCGACACGCUGGUGGUGGUACCGCAAAGCACCGGCUGCGCCAGGCUGUGCCGCUGCCCCAGGCACGGCGGCGCCCUGCACCGCUGCGAGCCGCUGCCCUGCGCCCCGCCGCAGCCGUGCUGGAUAGGCACCACGCGUAUAGAGCACAACUCGCAGUUCUACCUGGAGUGCAACCUGUGCGCCUGCUCCUCCGGAGAGCUGACGUGCACGCGGCGACAGUGCGACAGCAGCGCCGCCGCCUACAGCGGCCAGCCGUGCAACUGCCCGCCGGUGUACGCACCAGUCUGCGCCGCCAGCGGCGUCACCUACGCCAGCGCCUGCCUCGCCAGGUGUGCGGGCGCCGGCGACGGCGAACUGGAGGCUGGCGCGUGCCCGGAGCGUGAUCCCUGCUCGCGACACGCAUGUCCUCGCGGCCAGCACUGCGUGCCGCUGCGCAGAGCGUGCCUGGAAGGAGCGCCGCGGCACGCCUGCCGACAGCACCACUGCGUGGAGAAGGUGGAGUCGUGCAGCAGCCGGCCGCACGACCCCGUCUGCGACACCGAGGGCGAGGAGCACCCCAACCUGUGCUUCCUGCUGCACUACUGGAAGGCGCUCGCCUACCGCGGGCCCUGCCUCAAGAGCUGCUCGCUGUCGGGCGCCGUGUGCGGCGCUGACGGCGUGACGUACCGGUCCGAGUGCGAGGCGCUGGCGGCGCGCGCGCCCGUCGACUAUGUGGGCCGCUGCUCGGGCUGCCGGGAUCCGCACAGGUGUCCGCCACUGGCCAGGCAGGACUGCCAACCGCUGCGGCCGCCCGGCGCCUGCUGCCCUGUCUGCGCAGGAGCCCUCAUCCUCCUCUACAGCCGCAAACAGGUGGAGCUAUCGGUGCAGGCGGUGCGCGGCGACUCGCAGGCGUUGACGGUGCGGGCGGUGGUGGCGGCCCUGGAGCGGCUGGUGGCGGUGUCGGAGUGCGUGGUGCAGGGCUACGCCGGCGUGGGCCCGCAGCUGGUGGUGGUGGUGAGCGCGCGCACGCCGGGCCGCGCGCCGUCCAGCCUGCAGCUGGAGGCGUGCGCCGCCGAGGCGCGCAAGCUGUCUGCGCAGGUGCGCGCGCGCAGCCCCAGGCUCGCCGCGCAGCUGCCACUCAGUCUGCUGCUCGCCGCGGAGGACGUGACUGCCGCGCCGGAGGCGUCCUCCUCGCCGAAGCCUGCCGGGACCGGCGCCUGGCUCCUCGCCCUCACCGUCACGCUCUGCCUCUGUAGAGGCUGCACCAGGCUACAUACACAUCAGGCGUCAGUGGAUUAACUGAACCACCGAAGUAUCGUUUGCGUUGUAACGUGGGAGAGCUCUGCAUUUUGCCCGGGAACCGGAAGUGUGAAAUUUGUAUUUGUACUCUUUGAAGCACCGUAACGUUUACUGUGGUGCGUACAAAGUUUAGCUGUGUCUUCCCUCGUCACUCCUUACGAAAAGGUGUGUUAUAGACAUAAUUUCUGGGCUUCUUCACAGUCCUGGCCGGCUUCUGAUGGAAUACCAUUCAGCAGUUUCGUUACGCCGCUGGAUAACAUGCAAGAUACUACUUCUAUUCACAGUCGACUUGUUUUCGAGCUCUGGCAACAAAAAAGAAUCACAGGGACUUAGAGGCAGCAAAAAUUCAUUGCUGGAGAGGACAAUGCGCCAGCAUUAUUUGCUGUGGGGUAGCAUCAAGUACAUGCAAUGCCCGGUCACAAGUGCGGUGAAGAGUAUACUCAGGUUUUAAGGGAGAGAAGGGGAAACUCAUACAAGUUCUGCAAUAAAUGUCGAAAUAGCAAUGAGGUUUUUAGACAAGUGACCCUUGCUUACACUUACUAAUAGUCCAUUUACGUCACAUGUUGUGGGUUUAUUCGGCCGAUACUGAAUGUAUGCAUCAGUAGUAGGGCGAGGUUCUCGCCAUUUUUUCUUGAGGUUAGGUUAGUGGACGUAGCACAAUUGGCCUAUUUUCCCGCAAAAAUCCGCCAUCUUGGAUGACGUCAUACGAUGUUGCCAAGUCUACGUGCCACCAUCUUGCAUGACGUCAUCACCGCCAUCUUGAAUGAAUUUGGCAACAAUGCAGCGUCUCUUGGCGCGAACCUUGCCCUACUACAUGCAUCUGCCAUUUUGGUGGAGCAGGAUGCGAUCUCGGUUUGCCAGAAUCUUUUCCUUGUCGAAUGUGAGGUGACUGUCUCUCAUUGAGUACGCCCUCGCACACGCACCACCCUCUUCCUGAUUCUGUCAAGAAAUUUUACUGGUAAAAUAUCUUGGUGAAUCUGCUGUAGUCGAAGCGCCGACUUGGAAAUGAGCGUCGAUUUGAUUUUGCUUUUGAUCCAUCUCGGUUUCUCGGUGUGGGGAGAAUUUAGAAGGCUCUAGUUCCGUUUUUUUGUUAUAUUAUCUUAGCAUCGUAUUCCAAAAAAUGUCAAAUGUGUGUGAAAUGUUAUGCGACUUAAUAGCUAAGGUCAUCAGUCCCUAAGCUUACACACUACUUAACCUAAAUUAUGCUAAGGACAAACACACACACCCAUGCCCGAGGGAGGACUCGAACCUCCGCUGGGACCAACCGCAAAGUCCAUGAGUGCAGCGCCCUCAGACCGCUCGGCCAAUCCCGCGCGGCAUCGUAUUCCAGAAUACAUGAUACGUCACUUUUGAUGUAGUCGAAUAACAGCUCUGACUCCUUUGCAGGUGGUCAUUGAAUAUUCUUCCCCUUAUCAUUUUCCCAAGUCGUUAUUUGGCCCGAUUUCUGCGCAAUUUUACACGCAGUCAAAUUCCGUGUAUAAGUUUCGUGAACGCUAAACAACUUCAAAUUUAUCUCGCUGGUCAGCGUCCACGUCAAUGGAUGGCCUUACCUCACCAGACACGCCACUCGAUCUGUAACGGCAUUCAUUUGCGACGAGGAAGAUCUUACCAUAUUUGUAUUCCAGCCUCGGACAGCUGUAAACGACUUGUGCCAUCUCAACACUUGAUCUUGUGUAGGAAGCGUUCACUUAUGGUAAAUACAUUAAGGUAGGUGCACUUUUAUGGCUGCGUGUGGUGUCAAAGGAAGGGUAGACUCAUACACAAAAAUCUUUCACAAGGUUUCCAAAACGAGUAUGGCUAGAUUAUGUGUCUGAAAAAUGUGUCAAAUUCGAGACAGUGUUUCUUACGAAGUCAAAAAUGUUUCAACAGUUUUUAACUCAGAAUGUGCUGUACAGCACUUUUUUACUGCCCUCUCCUUUCCCCUCUAGCUUCCCUGUUCCAGGGAUUACACAUCCUCACACAACAACCAAAGGAAUCGCCGACUCACUCUCUUUGUAGGAAACAGUGCAAAUAAUUGCAACUUCAGUUAAGAUGUCAUAUUAUGAUAGGCAAACUUGUGACUCACUUGUUUGUCAUCUACUAGAAACAAAACACCCACCAGGAAUUGCAGACCAUUACAACCAUGCUUCCAAGCCCUUGCACCUAGGCUAAGAUACCGAAUAGUGAUAUACGAAACUUAUAGCCUUUUAACUUAGAGAAAAAUUCCCCGUGUGAGACAUUUGCUGUGCUGCUAUGAACGAAUUCCUUCAACAGCAAUCAGGUAUGCUAAACACUGACCAAACAACCGUCCUUAGUUGCAGCUCUAGUCGUUCUCGAACUGUCAGGCGACUAAGUGAGCCAACACAGCUACAGACGAGAGCAUUAUAAAGCUAGAACUACGGAAAUAAAACUGUUCAAUUUCCAUCAUAAUAUGUCAUUCCAAGACUGGUUUUACGUUAUUUAUGUGCAUUCUCUUUCCGGUCAGAGCUAUCACAACUGCGGGCCUACAAUUUUAUUGGGAUUUCAAGUGCGGAACUAUGAGAAAUCACUGCCAAGGACAAUUUAGUUUUAGAGGAAGUUAUUUAAUACUUUUACCAGUAGAGAGGAGUAAAAAUACUUUUCUCAUUUAACGUAAUGGUCACUGGAGGCCACUUUUCUGCAUCAUUAAGCAGAUGAUCUCAGAAAAUGUUUAAGACAGCGGUUUUGAACUUCUGCCAUUGAAGUAAUGUCUAAAGAUUUCAAAUAACCUCCCUUCCUGCAAACAAAGAGCACAUCACAGUAAUAGUGAAGAACCUUCCGUUGGUAGUUGUUACCAAUGAUAGCAUUGUGAUUUUGUGUGCCAAAGAUGUUAUGUUGUAUUUUCUGUUGGUGUCAAUAUUUGUUUAUACAUACACAUACUGAUGAUUUUGUAUUUUCUGUAAGUUUCCAUUUUCUAGUCUCCCUUCACUCAAAGAUUGUGCAGUAUGUUAUGAAUAUUAAUUUCUAAAGUAUAAACUUGUUAGCGAUGUUAAUAUUUUUGUACAGGAACAUUUUAUGCUUUGAGAUCUUUACGUUUUGCUAAAAAUACAAUUUUUGAUAAAUA